This is a messenger RNA of Babesia bigemina, 405 nucleotides long. RefSeq lists its product as hypothetical. The transcript has a single exon. Bases 1 to 405 code for a protein of 134 amino acids. NCBI's taxonomy places the organism in Eukaryota, Apicomplexa, Aconoidasida, Piroplasmida, Babesiidae. The record is from RefSeq and is a predicted model, not a curated record.
AUGGGAUUUAAGAAGAGAGAUUUGCCUAAGACGUCGCAACUGGGCAGUGUCAUUUCCUCCAUCCUCACUUUCUGCUGCGGCGGUAGUGACCCUUUGCUGACGUUAUCCUCCUACCUCAACUGCCUCACCAGGCGGACGCCGCGCACCACCGGGGAGCUGGUCUCGUUCUUUCACGAUUUUGGCAUAGAGUUGCACGAAACGUUUUCGCAUAAACUGCUACUACUUGGGAUGUUCAUCUCCAAUUUGCAUGAUCUAACCUCUACGUCAACACCUAAUGUGGUCUAUGAGUUAGCAUACCUGCUGCUCCCACGCCUGCAUCACGCGUUACUCGUGAGACAUCUGCUUCAUUACAUUACCAGCAGAUCCCCAAUGAGAGGGCGGGUUAUUCAUAUCGCUGUAAAUUAG